This is a messenger RNA of Callorhinchus milii (elephant shark), 824 nucleotides long. RefSeq names its product RWD domain containing 4 (gene rwdd4). NCBI's taxonomy places the organism in Eukaryota, Metazoa, Chordata, Chondrichthyes, Chimaeriformes, Callorhinchidae. The coding region runs from base 120 to 680 and encodes 186 amino acids. The record is from RefSeq and is a predicted model, not a curated record. Gene Ontology annotation, molecular function: protein binding. The transcript has 8 exons.
GUGGCCGGGAAAGGUCAGAGGGUGGAGGUGGAGGGUCAGCGGGUGUCACGGCAACAGCCCUGGGCAUGGCGGCGGCUUAGCGGCGGCGCCCGAGAAAUCUCCUCUCCCAGGACAGCAGCAUGACGGCCAACGAGGAUCAGGAGAUGGAGCUUGAAGCUUUGCGCUCCAUUUAUGAAGGUGAUGAAUGUUUCAAGGAACUCAGCCCAGUAUCUUUUCAAUACAGGAUAGGUGACCUUGAAGACACUAAAGCUUUCUUACUGGAAUUUUCAUGGACUGAAACAUAUCCAGAAACUGCUCCUAACAUAUCAAUGGAUACAUUCUUCAAUAAUAACAUUUCUUCAUCAGUGAAACAAAGUAUAAUAGCCCAGCUGAAUGAACAGGUUGAAGCAAACCUGGGAACUGCCAUGACUUACACUUUGUUUGAAUGGGCCAAAGAAAGCCAAACACAUCUUAUGGAAAGUCAUCAGCCAGUUGUCAAUACAGGGAUGAUGUCAACUGAAAAUGCUGUAGUAAUUAAUGAUUCUACAUCAAAGAAAAAGGAGAAGAAAGAGCAGCUGACAAAAUCCCAGAAAAGGAAGUUGGCUGAUAAGACAGAUAACAGAGGAGAGCUUCCACGAGGAUGGAAUUGGGUGGAUGUUAUUAAGCAUUUGAGCAAAACAGGCUACAAGGAUGAUGAAUGACAGGGUUUCAGAACUGGAUCCAAAUAAACCUGGAGAAUCUGUUUCGUUUUGCUGGAAAGUGUGUUAAUUUUCCUCAGUGUGUCUUUACAGAAAAAUGUUUUUAUAAACAGUAAAAUGGCAGCAUUUGUGUGUUUUGGUAUGAAA